Molecule: messenger RNA, 1845 nt
Organism: Anopheles marshallii
Lineage: Eukaryota; Metazoa; Arthropoda; Insecta; Diptera; Culicidae
Product: ATP-binding cassette sub-family F member 2
Exons: 2
Coding region: 1-1845 (614 amino acids)
Molecular function (GO): ATP binding; ATP hydrolysis activity
Source: RefSeq, a predicted model, not a curated record
AUGGCACCGGACAAGAAGCAAAAGGGCCGCAACAAGAAAAGCAUCCCGGUCACGAACGCGAAGAAGGAUGACAAGAAGAUUGCAAACGGUGGCACCAAUGGUGAUGCUGCUUCCGCCGAUAUGACUGAGGAAGAGGCACUGUGCGCGAAGCUGGACGAGGAAGCACGGAUCAAUUCGGAAGCCCGUGCCUGUACCGGUUCGUUGGCGGUGCAUCCACGAUCGCGUGACAUCAAGUUCUCCAACUUCUCGAUCACCUUUUUCGGCUGUGAGCUGUUGCAGGACACGAUGCUCGAGCUGAACUGUGGCCGGCGGUACGGUCUGCUCGGUGCGAACGGUUGCGGCAAGUCGUCCCUGCUGUCCGUGCUAGGCAAUCGCGAGGUGGCCAUCCCGGACCACAUCGAUAUAUUCCACCUGACGCGCGAAAUUCCGGCUAGCUCCAAAAGCGCCAUCCAGUGCGUCAUGGAGGUGGACGAGGAGCGUAUCAAGCUGGAGAAGAUGGCCGAUGCGCUGGUCGAUCAGGAGGAUGACGAGGCGCAGGAGCAGCUGAUGGACAUUUACGACCGGCUGGAUGAAAUGUCCGCCGAUCAGGCAGAAGCGAAAGCGUCCCGUAUCCUGCACGGUUUGGGCUUCACCAAGGAGAUGCAGCAGAAGGCGGCCAAGGACUUUUCCGGCGGUUGGCGAAUGCGUAUCGCACUGGCGAGGGCACUGUACGUGAAGCCGCACCUGCUGCUGCUCGAUGAACCGACCAACCAUCUCGAUCUGGACGCGUGCGUGUGGUUGGAGGAGGAGCUGAAGACCUACAAGCGCAUCCUGGUGAUCAUUUCCCACUCCCAGGACUUCCUGAACGGCGUGUGUACGAACAUCAUCCACAUGACGCAGAAACGGCUGAAGUACUACACCGGUAACUACGAGCAGUUUGUCAAGACUCGGCUCGAGCUGCUCGAGAACCAGAUGAAGCAGUACAACUGGGAGCAGGACCAGAUCGCACACAUGAAGAACUACAUUGCACGGUUCGGGCACGGUUCGGCCAAGCUCGCCCGUCAGGCACAAUCGAAGGAAAAGACGCUCGCAAAGAUGGUGGCGCAGGGAUUGACCGAGAAGGCGGUGGACGAGAAGCAGCUCAACUUUUGCUUCCCAUCUUGCGGGACCAUUCCACCACCGGUGAUUAUGGUGCAAAACGUUAGCUUCCGGUAUAACGACGUGACGCCGUACAUCUACAAAAAUCUAGAGUUCGGUAUCGAUCUGGACACGCGACUGGCGCUGGUCGGUCCGAACGGAGCGGGUAAGAGUACGCUGCUGAAGCUGCUAUACGGUGAUCUUGUGCCGACGGCCGGUAUGAUUCGCAAGAAUUCCCAUUUGCGCAUUGCCCGGUACCAUCAGCAUCUGCACGAACUGCUCGACAUGGACGCUAGCCCACUGGAUUACAUGCUGAAAAGCUUCCCGGAGGUUGUGGAGCGCGAAGAAAUGCGCAAGAUUAUCGGUCGGUACGGGUUAACGGGGCGCCAGCAGGUGUGUCCGAUACGGCAACUGUCCGAUGGACAACGGUGCCGUGUAGUGUUCGCUUAUCUCGCCUGGAAGAAACCCCACCUGCUGCUGCUGGACGAACCGACGAAUCAUUUGGAUAUGGAAACGAUCGAUGCCUUAGCGGAAGCGAUAAACGAUUUCGAGGGUGGCCUGGUGCUCGUUAGUCACGAUUUCCGACUGAUUAACCAGGUGGCGGAAGAGAUCUGGGUGUGCGAGAAGGGCACGGUUACCAAGUGGAACGGAAACAUUCUCGACUACAAGGAGCAUCUGAAGAAGAAUAUCGCCAAGGAGGCCCGAAUCGCCAACGCAGCGGCCAAAUGA